AUCGUACAGAGCUGCAUUCUGCAUCUGCUUAUCUGCCCUCAGCCAUCAGCUUUCUAGGAUCAGCAUGGAAACCCCUCUGUUUAUUAUCCUGGGCUGCAUGGCAAUGCUCAAUGCUCAGAAAGAGCCAUGUUGGUCAGGGCAAUACACCGCAAAAGGGGAGUGCUGCAUUUCUUGCCAAGUAGGCGAGGGGGUUAUAAAACGCUGCGGAGUAAACCAAACUGUCUGCGAACCAUGCCUUGACAGUGUUACUUACUCAGACACUAUCAGCCAUACCGAGGCCUGCAAGCCCUGCACAGAGUGUUUCGGCCAUAAACGUAUGGAAGCACCAUGUGUUGAGUCUGAUGAUGCUGUCUGCGCUUGUGCCUAUGGAUACUUCACGGACAAAAAGAGCGGACAGUGCAAACUUUGCAAGAGCUGCCCUGAAGGUUUUGGAAUGAUGAUGUCCUGUACGAACAUCCAGGACACCAUCUGUGAGAAGUGUCCAGAAGGGACGUAUUCAGAUGAGGAUAACGAUAGAGAUCCAUGCCUGCCCUGCACUAUCUGUGAGGACGGUGAAAUAGAGGCUAAAGAGUGCACUUUUACAUCUGACACAGUGUGCUAUGACCCCAACCCCCGUGUUUCUUCAGUGACCCCAGCAAGCUCAGACUUUCCCUACACAGGGACGUCCGUUCCUCCUUUUGAUCUGAGCAGCAGCAGCGCCACCACCUCCGGAGACUCCAAAGUUUUGCCUCCAACUGGAGUAGCAGAGAAUCUUAUACCCGUGUACUGCUCCAUCCUGGCAGCUGUCAUUGCUGGUCUGGUGGCAUUCAUUGUUUUUAAAAGGUGGAACAGCUGCAAGCAGAACAAGCAGGGAGGUAACAGCCAUCCAGUAAAUCAGACCCCAUCGCCGGAGGGGGAGAAGUUGCACAGUGACAGUGGGAUCUCUGUGAAUAGUGACAGCACCGCAGAGCAGCCAACAGGACACCCCCAAGGUAAAAAUGACAUGCAUCUUCACAACAAACUUUCUUCUCAUAAGCAAGAAGAGGUAGAGAAGCUUUUAAGUGGGUCUCUAGAGCAGACCUGGAAGUCACUGGCUGGAGAACUUGGCUACCAAGAUGAAAUCAUAGACUCAUUCACCAGAGAAGAGUUCCCUGUACGAGCUAUGCUUUCUGAUUGGUCCUCCAAGGACAGCGCCACCACUGAUGCCCUGUAUACAGCCCUCCGUAAAAUUCAGCGGGAUGACAUUGCCCAGAGCUUGAACAGUGACUCCACUGCUACCUCACCCGUGUGAACAAGAGUAGUGGGACAGAAGGAAGAUGUUCAUGUUGACUUCGCGGAACAUCCUACCUGAGAUGUGAAGGAAAGUUUGCCCCUUGAUCCCCCCCGAAGACCCAGGCAUCCCUUUUUACCCAGUAUUAACAGACAAUCCUUCUGCACUGAUGCAUUAUUUUCAGUAUUGUGGUGUGUAAUCUUUUUUCUCUAUGGACUCUCAUGUCCAGGAUCUCUAGGUCUUUUCACUGUGAUGGACCAUAAGGCUCUGAGAUAAGGAAUUAUGAACUCUGGAAUUUCAGACUUUCUUUUAAAAUUCAAAGGUGCACCCUUCUACUCUUUUUAUCUUCUUGCUUAUUUUCAUAGGCCUCUACUUGUGACCCCUUAAAACCCAAGUGGCUACUGCCUCAAGGCACCUUUUUUUUUUUUUGCAAGGAAACCUUUAGGCUUUGUGUAACAGCAUUUGGGACACAAAAAGUCAGUAUCUAAAGGUUGGGCCACUCUUGCUCUUAGAAAGACUUACAACUCAGUGAUUGUGUCACACCUUUAGAUUGAGUUUCUUCCAUUCCAAUUUUGUACCACGUCUGACUCAUGUUCUUUCAAUUACCCAGACAUAAGUGUCUUAUAAUAAUAUAAUAAUAUGACAUUGAAGAGACACCAUGACCGUAGUUCUCUUCCACCCACAUGAUGUCCCCAUCACACAUAAUGAAUGUGCCUCAAAUCCAUCCACAUUGUUUAUUAGCUCUAUAAUGUACACACACAAAAGAUGUCUUAUGUUUUAUAUUACACCAAAAAGGGACUAAUUUAGAUCUUUAAAUAUGAGGAAGUAUACUGCAGAGGCCAACUUGUCUCAACCAGUGUUAUUUCUGUUAUUGAGUUGGAAUUUAGGAUCCUUUUUAACUUGACCUACCUUACUGAGGUCCCAAGAAUCAAGGGACAUAGAUGUGUACACAUAAGCAUAUAAAUUAGAAUGUUCCCUAUGUUUCAAGAUGCUGUUGCCCUGCAUUCUCAGUAUUCAGGGCAGGCUAAAAGCAUCUCUUGAUAUCUUCUAGUAGGACAACAUAGGAGUUCUCAACAUAACAGUCCUCAUUUGUGUUUACAUUUGACAAGGACUUUGUGCUACCUAAGAGGACAAUCUGUAAAUUGUAUAACUAAAGCCGGCCAUACAUGAAGCAAAACCAUGUAGCCCUAUUCGGCCGUUGGUCAACCAGUGAAGGUCUACAUAUCAAUCUCAACCAAACUCAGAUCAAACCAAACUUCAGAAUUGAGAACCACCUGUAUUUACAGGUCAUCAAACAACCAGGUCAAAGAAAUAUAUGUUCUUACCCUUUUAUUGAAUCCCUAGGCCGAACAAUCAAAUGACACAAUGGUUGGUGCAUGCGUUGCUAGCUUCUUUUCAAUACGAACAGCUAAUUUAGAUGGGACAAUCAAUAUUUAGGCCUUCAGAUCUUUAAUACAGAAUGUAGAUACAGUGUUAUAUUUGACUAUUGAUAACAAAAAAGG
Messenger RNA from Xenopus laevis (African clawed frog), 2751 nucleotides. It is a transcript of the gene ngfr.L, whose product is annotated as nerve growth factor receptor L homeolog. Gene Ontology annotation, cellular component: cell surface; membrane; plasma membrane. NCBI's taxonomy places the organism in Eukaryota, Metazoa, Chordata, Amphibia, Anura, Pipidae. The record is from RefSeq and is marked provisional. Gene Ontology annotation, molecular function: death receptor activity; nerve growth factor binding; coreceptor activity. Gene Ontology annotation, biological process: signal transduction; Rho protein signal transduction; programmed cell death.